AGCGCGCAGCUCCCGCGGCCCGGCUCGCUCUGCGGGAAUGUGGGCUGGAGUGGUCCAGCUGCGGGGCCGAGGUGCAGCGAGCCACAGGGUCGAUCCGUAGCGCCAUGGCCUGCAUCCUCAAGAGGAAGCCGGUGCUUGCUGUGAGCUUCAUAGCCCUGUGCAUCUUGCUGCUGGCCAUGCGCCUUGUCAAUGACGUGACCGUCCCUUUGCUCCUGAACUGCUUUGGACAGCCUAAGACCAAAUGGAUCCCUCUGCCCUACACAUUCAGGCAGCCUCUGCGAACUCACUAUGGAUACAUAAAUGUGAGGACCCAAGAGCCUUUGCAACUGAACUGUAACCAUUGUGCUGUUGUGUCAAAUUCAGGCCAGAUGGUUGGGCAGAAGGUGGGGGAAGAGAUAGACCACGCAUCCUGCAUCUGGAGAAUGAACAAUGCCCCCACCAAGGGUUUUGAGGAAGAUGUCGGCUACAUGACAAUGGUCCGCGUUGUGUCACAUACCAGUGUCCCUCUCUUGCUGAAAAAUCCCGACUAUUUUUUCAAGGAAGCAAGCACAACCAUUUACGUCAUCUGGGGCCCUUUCCGCAACAUGAGGAAGGAUGGUAAUGGCAUUGUGUACAACAUGUUAAAGAAGACAGUCGAUGCCUAUCCGAAUGCGCAGAUCUAUGUGACCACAGAGCAGCAGAUGACUCACUGUGAUAGAGUGUUUAAGGAUGAGACUGGGAAGGACAGAGUGCAGUCUGGCUCCUACCUCAGCACCGGGUGGUUUACCUUUAUCCUGGCCCUGGAUGCCUGUUACAGUAUCCACGUCUACGGGAUGAUAAACGAAACCUACUGCAAGACAGAAGGGUAUAGAAAAGUCCCCUAUCAUUACUAUGAACAAGGGAAGGAUGAGUGCAACGAGUAUCUUCUCCACGAACACGCCCCGUACGGGGGACACAGGUUCAUCACCGAGAAGAAAGUGUUUGCCAAGUGGGCCAAGAAGCACAGAAUAGUAUUUACACACCCAAACUGGACGCUGUCCUGAUGCCGUUCUUCCCGACCAUGACACUGCAGCCGUGGUGAACAGAGGCUGAUGGUGACGGUGUGGGCGGGAUGCUCCUGGUGACCGUGGUCCCGGACAUUCCCUGGUGUGGAUACUGACUCUGCUAGUAAUUUGAACUUGGCAUUCUGUGGGAGGGGGUCAUGUUCAUUCUGAUCUUUCUAGUGGUUCAGCACUACGAAUUGCACUUUAAAACUCACCUACAAUUGAAAUGAAGGCCAGAGAUCUGAAGAAGGCUGUGACUAAAGAAAACACGAAGAUUACCUUUCAAGAUAGCUGCUCAGAAUUCUUUUCACAGAGGCUUCCAGAAGUGACAGUUCAUCCUGCUUAGACAAGGUUCAUGAGUGCACGGGCUGCUUCCCACCCAUCUUGGGAAAUGGUGGACUACCCAACACUGUCCCAAGUCAUUCUGUCAGGGCUUAGAUGUCUUGCCACCGUUACCAGUGAGCCUGAUAGAGGGGAGGUAUCUCUUUCUGAUAUGCUAUCUUCCUUCCAUAUAUCUCUCAGCAAAAGCCUCAGGCCUCCUACCUAAAUGUAGCAGUGAAGGCAUUCUGUAAUUCCUGCCUCUCAGGAUUACUUAACUAUCUCAGAGACUUAAUUCAAAACGUAUCAAGUAGCAAAUAUUGACAAAUUUUUCACUCAGACAGCUGUGCUACUCAAAACAAUAUAACUAAACAUAUUAUUACAGUUACCUACAUUAAUGUUUAGUUAUUUUUGGUUGAGUACUAAAUAUUAACAUGUUACUAUACUUCAACACUGUAAUAACACAUACUGUGAAAGCAUUUCUUGAACAUAACCAAAGGGUUCCUCUGUCUGCUUCAACACUCAAUAUCAACCAAUGAGAUGCUUUUUGAAAUCACAAAACAGGGAAAGCAAGACAUAUUUUUGCAUCAAUUUGUAUCCUAUCAUAUUCAUAAUAUAUAUUUUUAAAUUCAAAUUUCUAUUUUAUAAGCUGAAGGUGUAUCUCUCCAUAAACAUUACCAAUGCCCAGUGCCAAAUGUUAGACACAGAACAUUCUUUAUAGCAUCAAGCCCAGCCCGAGCUUUCGCCUUCUUGGGGCUGAUCGUCCCUUAGCUUCUCAGAUGUUCUGCUAGAACAGUAAAGUGGUGACGAGCUUAACUCCCAAAGUGCUUCGCUUUGCUUCACAUAUGCUUUGUACCGUGCAACACCCACGGUCACCUCACUGGACUACUGCCUGCACACUGCCAUCCCCAGCAGCUGAUCCGCAGUGUUAGCCGUGUUCAUGUGUCCCAGGUCGCUCUGCUUCAGAACAUAUGUAUAGGAUAGCAUUUGUGUAAAUCAGUAAAUGAUUGGGUUCUCUGCCAGAUGCAGCAUGGCAUGCCGAGAUUAUGCAAGAUGACCACAAGGAAGGCCGUAUCAUAUAUCAGUACCCUACAAGCUUAGAUACUUUUGAUGUUUUUGUUUCUGUCAUUGGCUCUGCUCUGUUCCAGGGCCCGGGGACAAUGGAUAGGAAUGGAAGCAGAGAAAUACAGUUUUCCAGUCUAGGCCUGAGACAGCUUCCUUCUCUGUAGAAAAAUGAUCCUUAAAUAUUAGAGGUUGAUUUUUCUGAGACAGUAUCAAGCAUCCAUAAACAUCUUGGCACAGUGAUUCGAAAGCUAAAACCAGGCUGCAUUUAAUGUUUUAGAGCUGGAGAUAACAAUAGACCUCACCUGUAGAACCUUGACAGGGCUUUCCUAGGACUAAGGACCGUGUGAAGUCAUUACGAUGUGCAUCUCUCCUACCCUCUGCCAUCAUUUUGAUAUCCCCCACCCCCACCCCACACCCACACCCACACCCACAAGCAUUACCCAGCCCCAACCACACUACUGGAGAGGACUGGUUAUUCUAUUGUUUGCAUAUGUGAUUUUUUUUUAGUUCUAUGAAUGUUAGAUUUUAGAGCUGAUAGUGGAUCAAAAUGCCCCAUUAAAGGAAAAUAAAUAAUAGCAAUGUUAAAA
Apodemus sylvaticus (European woodmouse) is the source of this 2992-nucleotide messenger RNA. RefSeq names its product ST6 N-acetylgalactosaminide alpha-2,6-sialyltransferase 3 (gene St6galnac3). Gene Ontology annotation, molecular function: alpha-N-acetylgalactosaminide alpha-2,6-sialyltransferase activity. NCBI's taxonomy places the organism in Eukaryota, Metazoa, Chordata, Mammalia, Rodentia, Muridae. The record is from RefSeq and is a predicted model, not a curated record. The transcript is spliced from 5 exons. Bases 105 to 1022 code for a protein of 305 amino acids. Gene Ontology annotation, biological process: ganglioside biosynthetic process; oligosaccharide metabolic process.